Trifolium pratense (red clover) is the source of this 1182-nucleotide messenger RNA. RefSeq lists its product as uncharacterized. The record is from RefSeq and is a predicted model, not a curated record. NCBI's taxonomy places the organism in Eukaryota, Viridiplantae, Streptophyta, Magnoliopsida, Fabales, Fabaceae. Gene Ontology annotation, molecular function: chromatin DNA binding; transcription coactivator activity. The transcript is spliced from 4 exons. Bases 67 to 1125 code for a protein of 352 amino acids. Gene Ontology annotation, biological process: regulation of DNA-templated transcription.
CAAAAUCUGAUUCUGAUUUAAUCAGAAUGUUCUUUUUCUGGUGCUUCAGUUAAUUCAAAUUCUAUUAUGGAUCCCAAGAAUUGGAGAAUUAAUCAGGAUGCUGAUCCCACUAUUGAAACAACUGACUGGAGAGCUCAACUGCACCCUGAAUCACGCCAACGAAUUGUCAAUAAAAUAGUGGACACAUUAAAAAAAAAUCUUCCUGUUACUGGUUCUGAGGGAUUACUUGAACUUCAGAAGAUUGCACAAAGGUUUGAAGACAAAAUUCUUGCUGCUGCAACAAGUCAGUCUGAUUAUCUACGGAAAAUAUCUUUAAAGAUGCUUGCAAUGGACAAUAAAUCUCAAAAUACCAUUGCCAACAAUAUGCUAUCAAAUGAAGUUGGUCCUAGCAAUAAACUUCUCAAUCAAGGAAAUUUUGGAAUGGCUCCUAUGCGUAAAUCCCUUAGGAAUCAAAGAAAGACUGGGCUUAACUCAACUUCCAAAACCAUUCCUGCUGAGGUGCUAUCGAGCUCUUCUACGGACCCACUGGGACAAGAGAAAGAACAUUCGUCGACACAGCCUGACCAUUUUAAGCGGCAGAGGGUAUCUUUGGGGAAUCCUUCAUAUUCUUCUGAAAGGAUGGAGUUCGGAACCCCCACAGCUCCUCUUGCUACAACGGUUAUCAACAAACAUGAUAACUUGUUUCUUCAAAGUGAAAUUUUUAAUAUUGCAGGACCGGCUGAGGCUUCCAAAGUUGUUUCACUUGGCCUCGAGAAAACCUUCGACGUUGUGGCCACUAAUGCAAUGUGGCUCAACUUCAUUGCUAAUGAAGCUAAAGAUGUUUUUAAGACUUGGCCUUCUGAGAAACUGAAAUACGAAGAAGAACUACAACGUCUUACCGACCAACUGAAGGAGAAGAAUGAAUUGAUUGCUCAACUGAAGGAAGAUAAUCUCAACUUGGCAACGAAGUCAGAGGGAGAAAAAGCUGAGCUCUCUGCCCAACUAGAAUCUUCGAAGAAGGCUUGUGAAAACGCCAAUACAUUGCUGAAAGAUGCUCAACAAUCACUGGAAGAGGUUCGUAAGAAACAAUCUGAUCUCAAAGAACCCAAGAAAGAAGUAGAUGAGUUUGAUCGGGGUAUUAACUGAGCUCUUGAUCAAUUUAAGUUGUUUAAUCCUGAUGCUGAUAUUUCCUUAACUACUGCU